CCGUCUCUGUCUUCUAACAGCCUUGACCGGAAAAAUCCUGGGAUCCAUCAUAGAUGCAGGUUUUGAAAUCACAGCAUUGCAGAUGUUCAACAUGGACCGGGCCAACGCUGAGGAAUUCUUUGAAGUUUACAAAGGGGUUGUGACCGAGUACACGGGGAUGGUGGCGGAGCUCUGCUCUGGACCCUGCAUGGCUCUGGAGAUUCACGCCUCAGAAGCACCCAGAACCUUCCGAGAGUUCUGCGGACCAGCUGACCCGGAGAUUGCGCGCCACCUCCGGCCCAGCACUUUAAGGGCGCUGUACGGCAAGAACAAAGUGCACAACGCCGUCCACUGCACAGACUUGCCUGAGGACAGUGUCUUGGAGGUACAAUAUUUCUUCAAGAUUUUAGAUGGAUGAUUUUUUUUCUAAUGACAUAGCUAUGUAAAUAAAAACAAAAAGUGAGUCUGA
Messenger RNA from Clupea harengus (Atlantic herring), 448 nucleotides. RefSeq names its product nucleoside diphosphate kinase 7 (gene nme7). Gene Ontology annotation, biological process: CTP biosynthetic process; GTP biosynthetic process; UTP biosynthetic process. Lineage: Eukaryota; Metazoa; Chordata; Actinopteri; Clupeiformes; Clupeidae. Gene Ontology annotation, molecular function: ATP binding; nucleoside diphosphate kinase activity. The record is from RefSeq and is a predicted model, not a curated record. Gene Ontology annotation, cellular component: centrosome; axonemal microtubule. The transcript is spliced from 5 exons. The coding region runs from base 83 to 397 and encodes 104 amino acids.